Asparagus officinalis (garden asparagus) is the source of this 1767-nucleotide messenger RNA. RefSeq names its product nucleolar GTP-binding protein 1. Lineage: Eukaryota; Viridiplantae; Streptophyta; Magnoliopsida; Asparagales; Asparagaceae. Gene Ontology annotation, cellular component: nucleolus. The transcript is spliced from 14 exons. Gene Ontology annotation, biological process: ribosomal large subunit biogenesis. Gene Ontology annotation, molecular function: GTP binding; RNA binding; GTPase activity. Bases 21 to 1256 code for a protein of 411 amino acids. The record is from RefSeq and is a predicted model, not a curated record.
UCGUCACCCCUCCCUUUAACAUGAGGACCUCACCGCUGUGGAGUCAAUGGCGACUUCCUCUCCCAACGCAUGCGUUACAAUCUCGAAUGAUGCGAGCGCGGCGCGGUUCUUCUCGAGCGUCGAUGUCAGUCUCCGCUGAAACUCGCGGUGAUAAGCAUCAUGCUGGCACCGGGGAGAAAUCUUUGCCAAAACGCGAAACUGGAGCCUUUCAGAAGCUACCCAUGGUGAUGCCCUCCAUCGAUAUACUCUCUUCAGCAAAAAGAAAAGCUAGGAAUGUCACUCCUACAAAAGGCAUUGCAAACAUUGCAAAACGAGAGAGAAACAAAGCCGCCAAACACCUUGAUGCAUUAAUGAAAGAGCUAGCUGUACCUUUGAGAGAAUACAAGGAAAACUUCCCUAAAAAACAAUUUUUACAUCCAUAUGAACGAGCUCUUAUUGAGUUAACUUUUGGGGAGGGUAAAUAUGAACAGGUAUUAGGAAGAGUAGACUCUCUCAGAAAGAAAGUUCUAUUUGUCGGAAAGCAGCAUGCAUCACUCUGUGCUCAGUCUCAGACAAAGCGGGAAGCAGAAGAACGGCUAAAUGAGGGUUUAAAGAAGGUUGAGGAAGUUUUCCAACUUGAAAGGAAGGCCGUUGAAGAUUUGAUAUAUGUCGCGAAGAUGUUGCGUGCUAUGCCGGUGGUAGAUCCAGAAACACCAACACUUUGUCUUGUUGGGGCACCCAACGUUGGGAAAUCUUCACUGGUCCGUAUACUCUCAACAGGGAAACCAGAGGUCUGCAACUACCCUUUCACGACUAGAGGAAUUCUGAUGGGUCAUAUUGUUAUAAACUAUGAGCGUUUUCAGGUUACUGACACUCCAGGUCUUCUCACGAGACAUGAUGACGACAGGAACAAUCUAGAAAGAUUAACACUGGCUGUCCUGACUCAUUUACCAACUGCUGUUCUGUAUGUUCAUGAUCUCACUGGAGAAUGCGGGACUUCACCUGCAGAUCAGUUCAUCACAUACAAGGAGAUAAAGGAAAGAUUUCUAGGUCACCUCUGGGUUGAUGUUGUUUCUAAGUGUGAUCUACUGCAAGAUCCCCUGAGCAGUUUUACAGCAGAUGAUCUAGAAAGGUACAAAAAUUUAGGACCAGAUGGAGCCAUUCGUGUCUCAGUAAAGAGUGAAGUUGGUAUCAGUGAGCUGAAAGAUAAAGUUCAUGACCUGCUACUCUCCCAGAUGGCUAGGGUCAAAGGGGAAGAGAUCAAACGGGCAUGCUAGUAGGUCCACAUACAGUCUCUGUCAUAUCUAGAUUUGGUAUUAUGUUGAACUAUUUGUUGAGGAUAGGAGAUGCACUUGGGAACAUUUUCAUGGUGGAUUAACGAUCAGAAGGCUCAGGAUUAAAGUUCAUGACCUGCACUUAUCGUUUCCUUUAUGGUUGAUACCGUCGAAUCUGUCUUCCACCACUUCUUUAGCGAACAAGCUACAGUCUACUUCCAUCAGCAUCACUUCUGUGGCUCGCCAUGACAGUACCUUUCACCAAGCAAGUUUAUUCCCGUGAACUAUCUCAAGGAUUCCUUUGGCUCCACACACCUUUUAGUUUAGAUGUGCUUAUACUGCAAAAAAGAUGUUGUUUUCUAUCCUAAACCAAGAUUUUGAUGUGAUCUAUUACAAGGUUCUUAGUAUUAUUUGAGGAACUUAGCUUGUCUAGAAUUGUUCCAUUGAUUGAUGAAUGUACUAGUAAAUUUGUUCGCGCUUUCUGACACAGCAUAUUAUGUUCCUUGUUACAUCA